Messenger RNA from Humulus lupulus (European hop), 881 nucleotides. Its product is annotated as probable non-specific lipid-transfer protein 2. Gene Ontology annotation, biological process: lipid transport. Gene Ontology annotation, cellular component: membrane. The record is from RefSeq and is a predicted model, not a curated record. The transcript has 2 exons. Lineage: Eukaryota; Viridiplantae; Streptophyta; Magnoliopsida; Rosales; Cannabaceae. Gene Ontology annotation, molecular function: lipid binding. Bases 205 to 642 code for a protein of 145 amino acids.
CAAUAAUUAAGGGAAGAUUAAUGCGUGUGAAAACCUCCCGAGUAGAAAACUGAUCACGAAAUUGUCAUGCCCGGCCGGGCCUAUAUAAUCAGCUCAUUUACUACAACCCAUUUCAUCAUAUUCAACCGACACAAACAUUAUUAACAUACAUACACAAUUUGAUUACUAUUUCUUACUUUUUGAGAGAGAAGAGUAUAGCCAAAAAUGAGUCAACAGAGAGUGGAAGUGGUAGUAGUUAUAGCAUUAUUAGUAAUGUUGAUAGAGUUGGCUUGGAGCUCGGACGGGGCACAACCUUAUUAUUGGAUGGAUGCAACAGCAGCAGCAGCAGCGCCGGCGCCAAGCCAGCCAGUCCAACCCCAAUGCAACAAAGUAGUGCAGCAGUUGACUCCGUGCCUCCAGUACGUGAGAGGGAAAGAGCCAAAGCCCUCGAAGGCAUGCUGCGAUGGGGCCAAGCAGCUGAGUGAGUCUUCUAAGUCCAAACCCGACAGGCAAGCUGCUUGUAAUUGCAUUAAGCAAGCUAUUGGUGGUCUGCCUGACAUUGACACUUCUCGAAUUUCUAGUGUCCCAAAAGAGUGUGGCAUCAAAUUCGAUAUGCCCCCCAUCGAUCGUAACUUCGACUGUUCUACGAUUAAGGUUAUGUAGGGAUGUUACUUAAUAUAUAUCUAUGAUAUUGAGAUAUAUAUAAAAGAAGAGCUCGAAGAUAUAUAUAUAUAUAUAUUGUACCAGAUAAGAGAACUGCAUAGAAUAAAUUGUGGCCAGGGUUUCUAUCCAUACAUAUUAAUGUACUGACCAGUCUUUAGUUUUAUGAAUUAUAAUUAAUAAUGUCCUUUUGUGGGAACUAUUUAUCAUAUUAAUCAAUGAAAUUAUGUUGAUCGAUCUUA